This is a messenger RNA of Ficedula albicollis (Collared flycatcher), 2052 nucleotides long. It is a transcript of the gene CNGA4, whose product is annotated as cyclic nucleotide gated channel alpha 4. Gene Ontology annotation, biological process: monoatomic cation transmembrane transport. The coding region runs from base 1 to 2052 and encodes 683 amino acids. Gene Ontology annotation, cellular component: plasma membrane; intracellular cyclic nucleotide activated cation channel complex. The transcript has 8 exons. The record is from RefSeq and is a predicted model, not a curated record. Lineage: Eukaryota; Metazoa; Chordata; Aves; Passeriformes; Muscicapidae. Gene Ontology annotation, molecular function: intracellularly cGMP-activated cation channel activity; cGMP binding; protein-containing complex binding.
AUGGCGACACCGGGGACGCCCACCCUGCACGAGCACCACUCGGAGCGGGGCACCCCCAACACCGGGAACCCCUCUGAGCCGGUCACCGGUAACCGGGUAUCCAGCUGCUGGGACUCCCGGCACCGAGAGCCCCAAUACGGGCACCACCCGGAACUGGGCACCCGCUGGCCCAGCCACGCUGUCACCUCCCAGAACUGGACCCUGGACCCCGCUGGGGACUGGCACUACAGAUGGAUCAGCCUCAUGGUGCUGCCCAUCCUUUACAAUUGGGUCGUCCUCAUCCUCAGGUGCUGCUUCCCCGAGGUGCAGGAGGCACACACGGGGCUGUGGCAGGUCCUGGACGGGCUCAGCGACGCACUGUACCUGCUGGACAUCGCCGUGCACUGCCACACAGGUUUCCUGGAGGACGGGAUCCCGGUGCGGGACGUCAGCCGGACGCGGCGGCGCUACCUGGGCUCCUGGACCUUCUCCUGGGACGUGCUGGCCGUGCUGCCCACCGAGCUGCUCUGCCUGCUCCCGGGGGUCCCCAGGGUCCCGGGGGUGCCGGCAGCACGUGCCAACCGCUGCCUGCGGGUGCCACGGCUCUUCGAGGCCUUCGACCGGUGCGAGACGCGCACGGGAUGGCCCAACGUGUUCCGCAUGGCCAAGCUGAUGCUGUACCUGCUGCUGGGCAUCCACUGGCACGGCUGCCUCUACUUCGCGCUGUCGGCGCACCUGGGGCUGGGCGCGGAUCCCUGGGUGUGCCCCAGCUCCGCCCGCCCGCUGCGCCGCUACCUGCACAGCUUCUACUUCUCCACGCUGGUCCUGGCCAUGGUGGGCGACACGCCGUCACCGCAGCGCGAGGAGGAGUUCCUCUUCCUCACCGCCGGCUUCCUCCUGGCCGUGCUGGGCUUCGCCACCAUCACCGGCAGCAUCAGCACCGUCAUCGUCAACCUCAGCUCGGCAUCCACCGCCCUGUACCCCGACGCGGGGCCGGUGCGGCGGUACCUGCGGGCGUGGGGCGUGGGCGGGCGGAUGGCGGGGCGCGUGGUGCGCUGGCACCAGAACCUGCGGGGGCUGGUGCUGCGCCUGCGGCCGCAGGUCUUCGGGCCCGGCGAGUUCGUGUGCCGGCGCGGGGACGUGGGCCGCGAGAUGUACUUCAUCCGCGAGGGCCGCCUGGCCGUGGUGGCGGAGGACGGCGUCACGCAGCUGGCCGUGCUGGGCGAGGGGCUCUACUUCGGGGAGAUCAGCCUCAUCAACAUCAAGGGCAACACGGCAGGGAACCGGCGCACGGCGAACAUCCUGAGCCGGCGGCUGCAGGGGCUGGAGGUGGCCCUGGAGGGGCUCCAGACACGAGCAGCCCGGCUGCUGGCACAGCUGGAGGCCAGCGCCCUGCGCAUGGCCCUGCGCGUCCAGCGCCUCGAGGGACGGCAGCAGCGGCGGGACAGAGCGGGGCGGACGGAGCGGGCAGCAGGAACAGCCUCACCGCGGCGGCCGGCCAGGACACAGGGCCCUGCUGCGGCACAGGGCUCCCCCGGAGUGCCGGGCUCAGCCAGGGCACAGCGUCCCUCCAAGGUGCAGGGUGCCCCCAGAGCACAGGGUCCUGCCCAGGAGACAGGAUCUGCAGGAGGAUGGGGUCCCACUGGGGUGCAGUCCCCCUCCAAGGCACAGGGUCCUUGCAGAGCACAGAGUCCCCCCAGUGCACAGGGUCCGAGCGACGCGCAAGGUCCUCCCAAAGCACACGAUACCCCCAUGGUGCAGGGUCCCCCCAGGGCACAGAGGCAGGCUGGGGCACGAGGUCCUCGUGGCAUGUAUAGCCCCAGGGGGGCACAGGCUCCCCUCAGGGCACACGGCACCCCCAUGGUACAGGGUCCCCUCAGGGCACAGGGGCCCCCCAGGGCACAGAGGCGGACUGGGGCACGAGGUCGCGGUGGCACCUACGGUCCCAGCGGGGCACAGGCUCUCCCCAGGGCACGGGGUCCCUCUGGGUCUCGGAGUUCCAGAGAAGCACACGAUCUCUCCGGGGCUCAGGGGGCCGGGGUCCCACGACGGAGGGGGGUGCCGCGGGACUAG